AUGGCGCUCGAGCCCACCAUCAGGCCGUCCUUGGAGAACGCCAUCCCCACCCACCCGGAGUUGUACAUCGCCGAGAGCAUCACCCGCAGCACGUUGUCCCCGUCCUGCGCGUACUGCACCAUCGCGCUCCUCCUCUGCCGCCGCCGCGGCCUCUGCCCGCCUCCGCUCCUCCUCCCGCGGCGCUCCUCCGCCCGCCGCAAAACGCCACCGCGGCCUCCGACCGCCUCCGCUCCUCCUCCCGCCGCAACCGCAGCCACCAUCACGGCCUCCGCCACCGGCCCACCGGCUCGCCGCGCCGCCGCGUUCCUCCGCCACCGGCCGGCGGCCCGCUGCGCUCCUCCGCCGCCACGGCCUGCACCACCGGCCGCCCGCCCGCCGCAGCCACCGCGUCCCUCUCGCGCCGCCUGCCGCGAUCCUCUGCCGCCGUGGCAUGCACCUCGAGUCCUCCCUAGGAACCACCCACAGCACCCACUAUCCCGCUCCAAGCAUGGCAGCAGCGGCCUCGACGCCGUCUGA
This is a messenger RNA of Aegilops tauschii subsp. strangulata, 516 nucleotides long. NCBI's taxonomy places the organism in Eukaryota, Viridiplantae, Streptophyta, Magnoliopsida, Poales, Poaceae. The record is from RefSeq and is a predicted model, not a curated record.